GGAAGGAAGAGGGGAACAGAGCAGGAGCUGCGGCAGUGGGUUUCAACAGUGUGCUGGGAUUCAGGGGAUUGGGUUCUUUUCCUUACUCCCCUAUGGAUGUACUAAGAGACUCUGUGCCUUAGCCUCCUCCUGUGUAAAAGUCACUGUUGUGAAAAACUAAAGAACCGAAACCAGCAGCCCUCCUUCUAGGAAAUGGCAGAGGUACAGGAGGAGUGUCCAGGUGUUUACGCUGUCAGAGGUGACGUCUCCAGCAGAGGAUAGUUUGGAGUACCACACCUUGUAGGAGUGGGAAGUUGAAGAUUUCUGUGGUGGACUUGCACAACAAACAUAGACCAAUUUUCCUGCCCUAGGUGCUUUCUGGAUAAUGGCGAAGAUGGUGAGAACAACAUGUGCCUUUUGUUCAGAAGGGGAGGCUGGCUCUGUCAUGUACAUCGCCACAGAGAGAAAUAUUGCAGCUCAUCAGGACUGUCUGUUAUUUUCCUCAGGAUUUGUGGAAUCUGAAGAUCAUAACCCAGAAAAUCUGGAAAUAAGGUUUGAUGUGUCAUCAGUGUUAAAGGAGCUCAGGAGAGGAAAGCGGCUGGUGUGCAACUUCUGCCGCAAGAAGGGGGCCACGGUGGGCUGCGAGGAGCGCGCGUGCCGCAGGAGCUACCACUUCUUCUGCGCGCUCUGCGACGACGCGGCCGUGGAGACCGACGAGGUCAACGGCGUCUACAGAGUGUUCUGCCCAAAACAUGACCCAGGGAAUAGGACCAAUCACUAUGGUGCACCUAAAAAGAAAAGAAGACGUACACUGGCAUCUCCCACCAUCACAGAAGAAAUGAGUACAGAAGAGACAGCAGAAGAAAACAGUUUACGAAUAGUAAAAAGGAAAAACAACAGGCAUAAAGUUCGAAUAGACUUCGUUAGGAAGUGCAAACAAGCUGGGCUUCUGGAUGACAUCUUUGAAGAAAUGCUGGACACACUUCACCUGGCUCAGGAAAAACUGAUGAAUGACAACACUUCAGAAACAGAGUAUGAAGAGACAGUGAUGGCACUGUUUGACUGUGGACUGUUUGAAAAUAUACUCACAAAUAUUUAUUCAGGAACAGAAGAAAAAAUCCAGAAACUUCUGGAAAGCAGAAAAAGACUGGACCACAAGAUUGAGGUACUGCAGGACUUAAAAGAAAUCAUCCUUCCUACUCCAGAGAACAUGGCCAGUACAUCCAGUACGGUGUCUGAAUAACCUCUCUGUGAUGGUGCAGUUGUUAGGAUUUUCUAAUGCUAAAAACCAUAGACCAGUCUGGUCAGUGCCCAAUGCCCCAGCCCCAAGAUGAGGGCUGAAUGAGGCAAGAACGUGGUGUUACACUAAUUUUUAUACCUCACUGCUGCAAUAAUUUUAAGUUCUUCAAGUUUUCAAAUUUUCAUCUUCAGAUUUUUCCUGGUUCCACUAUAAACUUCCAUUUAUAUUGCACAAUGGAACAUAAAUGCCUGUUAUUAACUAAAUAUAGCUUUUACAAAAACUCAACAGAACCCUCGAGGGAAGACUUUUUUCUCAAAGCCAGGGGAGUGUUCAGCUGCCACAGAACAGUUGCUAAAUUCACUUGAACUGUGGGAGCCCUCUCCUGGCUGAGCAGUAGCUGCCUCGCUGUCUGUGUCCAGACAGUGAUGGUUGAAGGAGCACAGUGCUGCCUUGGCUUUCCCAAAAAAGAUAAAUGAGCAGAACUUGCACUUAAAGAAGCCUUCUGACUUACAAACAGGAGCUUCAUUUAAAAAGCCAAAUUAUUCUUUAUUGACUGGUCGAGGUGUACUGUUUCUGCUGCAAUGGCAGUGGAAAAGCAGCGUUUGCAGGCAGACCAGAAAGGGUUGGGCAUUAUAGUAAACACAAGUACUGUCAAAUAGAGCAAAACAGUGACUGGAUCUUCCUUUCUCCAUUAAGGAAGGGUUCAACUUUCAUGUGUUUUGUCUUUAAAAUAUUGUUUGAAUACAGAAAAGCAUUGUUUAGCCACAACAGGCUAAUAAAAUAAAACACUUUUUAAAGGA
Messenger RNA from Passer montanus (Eurasian tree sparrow), 2019 nucleotides. RefSeq names its product PHD finger protein 11 (gene PHF11). The transcript has 12 exons. The record is from RefSeq and is a predicted model, not a curated record. Gene Ontology annotation, cellular component: nucleus. Bases 365 to 1222 code for a protein of 285 amino acids. Gene Ontology annotation, molecular function: histone deacetylase binding; histone binding. NCBI's taxonomy places the organism in Eukaryota, Metazoa, Chordata, Aves, Passeriformes, Passeridae.